AUGCCAAAGACAUCCCAAACAGUACCAGGAACAACAGGACCACGAUCCUGGGCCAACGUAGCCGCGGCAGGCGGACCCGUAGCGAUAAACACGCCAAAAGUAUUCGUGCCGGGGCGGAUCCAGCGGGAGGUCAUCAUUCGAAACUCUGGAAGCAUCCCAGAGAUGACGAAGAGGACGGCCAUCGAAACGGUACAAGCGGUGAACAUGGCGAUUGGCGUACAGGAAGCGGUAGCAGCCCGCCGACUUCCCAGCGGGGACGUCGCGGUUACGUUCCUUAAUAUGGCAAACAAGUACAAGGAGGGGACAGCAGCGUGGAUUAGAGUGGCCUUUGGGGCAACGGCAGAACAGUCGAGCCGUGAAUUCACAGUGAUAGCGAAAGGUCUUCCGCACCGCAUUUUGCGGGAGGCUCACACAAAGCUGGAAGAGCUUCUAAAAGAGAUACAGCAGUAUGCACCAAAGAUUGGGAAAAUGCACCCCAUCUUCCCAAGAAACCCGGAGCACCGACACGCAACAUUAGUGCUACGGGUGAAUGACAUAACGGAGGCCCAAAAGCUAUACGAGCAAGAGCUGGUAUAG
Molecule: messenger RNA, 576 nt
Organism: Anthostomella pinea
Lineage: Eukaryota; Fungi; Ascomycota; Sordariomycetes; Xylariales; Xylariaceae
Source: the annotation of a GenBank genome assembly